GUGUGUCCGUGUUUGUGUGCGUGCGUGUGUGCAUUUCAAGGUCUGUGCGCGCGUGCGUGUGUGUGUGUGUGUGUGUAGAUGUCGUCAGCUUCUUUUCGAGCGCUACGUUCAACUCAUCGCCAUACUGUGCGAGGAGAGCUGCGAACGGAUGACACUCUACCAUUAGUACACACUUUGAGCUAAAAAGUCAAGAAUUUUUCCGGUGUACGACCUUCUCACUUAGAGGUGCUUGGGCAUUGCAUUCCCCGUGCAUAUUUGGAAACUGACUGUCCAGAGAUAGAUACCGAGUACUGUACAUGCAUGGCUCUGCUAAGGUGCAAACGUGAUGAAGAUGUGUUACCUCAUUGCGCUCUGCCCUUGACGUAAUCUGGAGGUACUAGAAACUUUGUUCUCGAAGGAGAAGGCUAACCAAGCUAGUUAUUCGAGGCGAAAGGUUCAGCGCAUACUCUUGCACAGGAUCCGUGUCGUGUCAUACGCACACAGUUCCAUUGGAUCUACAGAAUCGGGGCAUUAGGAGAACUCUGGUGAAGUGCUCUCUGCACUAGGCAUAGACACACAGAAACUGGAUGAGGUGACUGAGAGAAGGCAAGUCGUACGCUUUCUGCCGGGAAGAGAUCACCCAGGAUUUGACAAGUUGGCACGGUAUGGCUUAGGACAAUCUUGUGGAAUACAACCUCUGGCCUGACUCCGUCUCCAGGAGACUGGCUCAGCGGGACGAAGAUCUCAGCAGAUUGUAAAGCCUAUGAUAAUCGCGACGAUGGUGCAACACCAGUGUCGCUUCAGAGGUAGCGCGCAGUGCCAUGAGCGCCAUCACAGCUUUCUCCACCUGUGGUACCUUGCCUUAUCUCUGCUAGGCGUCAGCAGUUGGGCCGAUGCGUUCAACUUUUCAAUAGACGGCGCUGCACUGAAUACCAUCACAGGAACGACACACUUUGGCGGCGAGCCUGUCUAUUUCGUACUUGAUUCUGUGAAGCAGCCAGUCAGUGUCACAGUGGCGAACGGCGCGUUGGCAUUCGGCAAGCUACAGGCGCGGAGCGGUGAUAAGAGCGGACUGGCUCUGAGUUGGACCAAGCGCCACGAUGAGGCUGCAACAACACUGGCGUGGUCGACCACGUCCUCCAAUGCAGAUAUUAGUGUCUCUCUCCAGAAUGGAGUAAACCUUGAAACGCUGGACAACCCUGCAUUCCUGGCUGGCGGCAGUGCACUGCUUGAUGUAGUCCUGCGCUGUGCGAGCACUGUGCAAUCAGCUGCAGCAGCAAGACCAUCGGCGUCCAUUGCUGAAGAAGGAACUGUCAAGAUCUAUUUCACUUUCACAACACCUACUUCUGACGGGCUUUCCACAAAGACAUUACCAACAUUCCACCUUGACAUUCCAGUGGCAUGCCAACCGGAUAUUGAGGCAAUAACUUCAGGUUCAAUCCAGCCUGGAGAGAAUACUUCUAGUACUACGGCAGUAAUCGAUGAGGCUCCUCACCUGGGAGAUAACUCGUUGGCAAGGUCUCCAGCCGAUUCUGACCUCGCCCGAGAGUUCACUCCUACGUCUGUGAGCCCAAUUCAAACGUCAUCAUCAUCAGAUGGUGGCCUCGGCUCGGGCAGCACAGUCAGCACUUGGACAUUGGUUGUCGUGGUAGUGGCGGCCAUUAUUGUCGUUGCCCUGGUGAUAACAAUCCUGUUCCUCAUGCACAGGCGUAGAAACGGCAGCAAGGGUGCAAGCGACAAUGUCCGUGACAUCACAAAGUCAAAGAAGCUUCAAGGAAUGGAAACUCCGGAUGGCAAUUUCGACACAUCUCCACCCAUGUCCAAGGAAUCAACUCUGAUGCUGGACGAGAAGUACAUAGUUAACAAGCGGGAUCUGAUCAUUGGAAAGGAGCUAGGAAAAGGUGCGUUUGGUGUGGUUCACGAAGGCAUACUGAACGGAGACAGGGUAGCAGUGAAGAAGCUGAGAGACAUUGACUCAAAGCACACUCACGUUGCGAAGAUUCUGGAUGAAGCACACUGCAUGAGCGAGUUUCAUCACCCGAACGUCCUGCCUUUGAUUGGCGUUGCUGUUGGUGAUGACGGAAUGCCACAGCUGGUUACACCAUUCAUGGACGGUGGCGAUCUGCUGUCGUUCUUGAGGACGUUCUCCCUGAGCGCACAAAGUCCAACAAAGCGCCUGUCGCUGAAGACGAUGCUCAGUUUUGCCAAGCAGGUGGCCAUGGGUAUGCAGUACCUGUCCGAGCGCAGCUUCAUUCACCGUGACCUGGCUGCACGGAACUGCAUGUUGAGCAAGGAUCUGCAGGUGAGGGUUGGAGAUUUCGGACUGGCACGUGACGUGGAGGAGGAUAGCUACUACAGGGUGAACACCGAAUGGUGCUUGCCUGUGAGGUGGAUGGCCCUGGAAGGAUUGCAGUAUCACAAGUUCUCUCCUCACUCCGACACGUGGUCGUAUGGUGUGCUGCUAUUUGAGAUCUUUACGUGUGGAGCGGUACCGUAUGCAGGCUUGGCCAAUGCUGAAAUCCUGUCCUAUCUGAAUGCUGGCCAUCGCCUUGACCAACCCAAGGGAUGUUCCGAUGAACUGUAUGAUCUCAUGCUGGCAUGCUGGAAGCAAGAUGCUGCUUGCCGACCAGCUUUCUCAUCCAUCCUUUCGCGACUCGGCGAUUACAAAGUCGAAUUCCCGUCACCGUUACACACCCAUCAAGCUGAGGACGUGCAGCGGAAUGGGGACCCGAAAGACGACGGCACCUCCCUCGCCAUGGUUAUAUCCAAGAAAUCAGCAAAGACUCGGCACAACACGUAUGACAUGUACGACAUGCCCAGCGACUACCAGACCCGUGUCACUACAGAGCAGCGGCAGCAGCAGUCCAGGUUUAACACCGGUGUCAGCAGCACUCAGGAUGAGCUAGUCUAUGAGAACGCCCCCUCGGCCAAGGACUCGACGACGACGAGUGUGCUAGCUAGCCCCUUAAACUCUUCACACACAUCUUAUUGCAACUUCGAGAACACAGCACGCUAUACCAAUCUGCCUGGUUCUUCGUAAUAUAUGAAUUUAUAUCCUCGAAUAGAAAUAGAAACUUAUGUUCAUCAGAAAAUUCCCAAUCAGAGAUGAAGAUAUUUUUGCACUACAUUCCCACAAAAAAAUUCUCAUAAAUUUGAUUGACCUUA
Molecule: messenger RNA, 3144 nt
Organism: Sycon ciliatum
Lineage: Eukaryota; Metazoa; Porifera; Calcarea; Leucosolenida; Sycettidae
Product: tyrosine-protein kinase RYK-like
Exons: 14
Coding region: 743-3019 (758 amino acids)
Biological process (GO): protein phosphorylation; multicellular organism development; cell surface receptor protein tyrosine kinase signaling pathway
Cellular component (GO): plasma membrane; signaling receptor complex
Molecular function (GO): transmembrane receptor protein tyrosine kinase activity; ATP binding
Source: RefSeq, a predicted model, not a curated record